UCAUGUGCUGACCCCGGAAAAUCUCUUGACCUCAGAUGGGCUAUAUAAACAGCUCCCUUUCCCCUGCUUUUAUUCGGCCCGAGAUUCUCUUAAAGUCGACAAUAACGCCGAGUGCUGAGAGGUGCAGAGCUGAGCUUCUUAUCCCCAUCGAGAAAUAUGAAGUCUGCAGCCGUCUUUUUGCUGGGUCUUCUUGUUUGCCAUUGUUCUGCGUUAGGCCUAUUUGAGUCGCAGCUGGAGCAUUUGUUGAGUGAAGAUUCCAACUUUUGCACUGAGAGGCAAGAUGGCAACUAUGCAGACUCAAGCAACUGCAAUCUGUAUAUCACAUGUUCUAAUGGCUUUACCAUAGCCAACCGCCACUGCCCAACAGGUCUAGCUUUCAACGAGGCAAUCGGCAUGUGUGACUACCCAAGCAAUGUUCCCGGAUGCAGCGGCUCAUCGGGCAGCGGCUUCUGUCAUGAAAAAUCGGACGGCAACUAUAAAGAUUCUGGCAAUUGCCACGGAUUUAUUAUGUGCUCAAACGGCCACACGUAUCACAUGACCUGCCCUGGGCAGACGAACUUUGACCCCGCGAAAAAGCGCUGUGAAGAUUACGAUUGUUCAGUUCCAGGUCGAGAUGUGGCGUACCUUACUGACCAGAAUGAUGGAGGUUUUUGCGCUGAGAGAAGUGACGGCGACUAUCAGGACCCCGACGCAUGUGAAGGAUUCAUUUCCUGCUCUAACCACAUCACCUACCACAUGCCCUGCCCAGAAAACCUGCGCUUUAAUCCGACAACAAAACACUGCGAUAAUCCCGAGAAUGUACAAUGCGGCCCGACCCGUCCGCCUACCCCCAAGGUCCCACCCACUACAAAAGCCCCUUUCACUAAGAGUCCGUUCUGUGUGGGCAAACAAAAUGGAAAAUACGCUGAUGCCAACAAUUGCAAUGGCUUCGUCAUGUGCUCAAACGGCUAUAUCUACUACAUGGACUGUCCGUCAAAUUUGCGCUACGACCCCGCAAAGGGUCGCUGUGAGUGGGCCGAUACUGUGGACUGUGGCCAACGCCCCACGAUCUCACCCCACCCACCAAAGCCAACAACUAUGCCACCACAGCCCACACCGCCAAAAAGUCCCUUCUGCGAGGAAAAGAAGAACGGAGACUACGCCGACCCUAGUAACUGCAAUGGCUUUAUCACGUGCUCAAACGGUUACGCAUACAAGCGGGACUGUCCUUUUAACCUGAAGUUUGAUACAAAGAAAUUGGAAUGCGAGUGGCCUAACAAGGUAAACUGCAAAUCGCGACCGACUACUGUACCAUACGUGACGAAGCCGACCCCGCCCUCUGGCAACAGCGAGUUCUGCAAGAAGAACGGCAACGGGCGAUACCGCGACCCGCACAACUGUCUUGGCUAUAUAGUCUGCCGCGGGGGCAAUAUCUACUUCAGGAAUUGCAGACGAGGACUCAGGUUUAAUGGCGUGACUAAGAGGUGCGACCUGCCGAGAAAUGUGAAGUGCGCCGGGGCCGGGGGAGGGACCUUCUGCGAGGGAAGGAAAGACGGUGACUACGUGGACGCCGUCAAUUGCAAUGGAUUCAUCAAGUGCUCGAACCAGCUGACCUAUUACUUCGACUGCCCCUCUAACCUGAGGUUCAAUAUCAAGAAGGACUGGUGCGACUGGCCAGAGAAUGUAUGGUGUCCAUAUCUCUAGAUACAGACUGAAGCAAGGAAAACGGUGCGCUCCGCAAGAACAACUUCUCUCCGUUCGUCCGUUCUCCAUUUUGUUUUUAAACGGCCCCACGGCUUUCUGGGAUAGACACAGGGGAACCAUAAAGCCUUUCUGAAAUACAUUUUUUUUUUUAAUUUGCGCAUAUAAUGUUUUCCAACCUCAGCAAGACUGCCGCACUUCCAUUAUCAUUGGACGUUUCAAAUCAGAGAUGCCCCUUGCACGUUUAAAUACCGCUAAUACUACUUUUAUUUGGAAUUUAAGUCAACCAAAGGAAAGCCCUGUGCUGGCCGGAAUCUCGUUUUUAUUUGUGAUACCGCUGUUAUUCCUCGCGGGCCUAGCAAAAUGUGAGCCCAGAGAAACCGCUGGCUCAUGUCCCUUAUUUCUGGGAAUGUGGUGGCCUAAUGUCUCUUGCACAUAAGCUACAUUGCUUGCUUUUGUCCUCUAUUAGCUGCCCACUAAAUUGUUCGCCUUGUCGGAGCACCCUCGCUCCCUCCCUGGCUCUACCGUGUGUCGCCCCCCCUCCUUCCGUCCCUCCCUGGCUCUACCUUGCGUCGCCCCCCUCCCUCCCUCCCUGGCUCUACCGUGCGUCGCCACCCCUCCCCCCUCCUUCCCUCCCUGGCUCUACCUUGCGUCGCCCCCCUCCCUCCCUCCCUGGCUCUACCUUGCGUCGCCCCCUCCCUUCAUCCCUGGCUCUACCGUGCGUCGGAGAGAAAGAGGUGAUAGGGAGAGCCGCUGACCCAUGGCGUCUGAUAGAUGGAAAGUGAUGCAUCCUCCGUUAUCAUUUUAAACACCCACUACCAUCAUAAUGUUAAUUUUGAGAUUAGAGUAUAAAGUAU
Nematostella vectensis (starlet sea anemone) is the source of this 2537-nucleotide messenger RNA. RefSeq names its product chondroitin proteoglycan 2. Gene Ontology annotation, molecular function: chitin binding. The transcript is spliced from 8 exons. NCBI's taxonomy places the organism in Eukaryota, Metazoa, Cnidaria, Anthozoa, Actiniaria, Edwardsiidae. The coding region runs from base 157 to 1683 and encodes 508 amino acids. The record is from RefSeq and is a predicted model, not a curated record. Gene Ontology annotation, cellular component: extracellular region.